AUGGGGUCAUUCAAUAAAUUGACUGCACUUAUCGAUGUAUUUACGACUAAAGAUAAGUGCUGGCCAUAUGUUCAAUAUUAUAUUGGAGAUAAAGACAAGCACCAAAGGAGCGGAUUUGGAGAGAAUCAUUGGAGUGGUGCAAUAUCUCUUGAAUGCUAUAUAGGCCGGUUUGUACAAAAUACAAUGCAUGGAAUGGGCGAAUAUAAAUGGCAGCAUCAAGGUCCGAAUGAUAUAUUUGCUAGCUACGAAGGAUAUUUUUACGCCAAUACAAUGCAUGGUUACGGCACUAUGUCAUAUGCAGACGGAAGAGUUUUUAGUGGAUUAUAUUAUAACAAUAUGCGUUGGGGGCCAGGUAUUGAAUCCCAUAUUAAUUUACAAGAAAACGUGGGAUUGUGGCGGGGGAGUCAGUUGAUUCGUUUGGCCUGGCGACCACAAGCACCAAGCAUCACCCUAGACCUGACCUCGGCCGCUAAUGGAAAAGAUUUCGUUGAAUCGUAUCGCACUAUGCUCCUACCAAAACCAAGUACAGUUGAUGAAAUAAAUAGUGCUGUAGACUUAUUGAAGGAUUCCGGGUGUGACCCGUUGCUGGCGUCAAAAAUAUGGCAUAAAUUAUAUCCUAAAAAUUGCACCAACGUGAAAAGUGCUGCUUGUAAUAUUCAACUGUUUGAACGUAAUUACUAUACUGAAGGCUGUUACUCUUUAGAAGAAUUACACAAAUGGAAUGAUGAGAUAACAGACGCAGAACCAAAUCUAGAAAUCCAUUACGCUUGGAAUAAUAGUAAAACAAUUUUGCACAUUAUGAAGCAUUGUUAUAGACAUGAAAAUCAAAGAUCGACUUAUAACAUAAAUAUAGCGGGCAUACUAAGUGGACAAAGAUUUUUGUUUAAAUCUCCCGGAAUACACGAAUUAAAUUGCAGGACGCUUCUGAUGGCCUCUUAUCUCGGAUACCUUUCCAAAGUAGCUCAACUUAUAAUGGAGAGCAACGUGCAUCCAGAUGUAGCAGACUGCCAAGGGAAUUCAACCAUUAUGUACGCAACUGCCGGUGAACAAGUUGAGAUAAUCCAAUUUUUGGUGGAGGCUGGCGCUGACAUAAAUUGUUAUAAUGACUCAUGUUGUACGCCGCUUGGUUUAGCUUUGAUGAAACUGCUAUAUGUCCAAAAUGAUAUACCCAUAUCCACAAUAGUUCAGUCUUUAUUACCACCAACUUCUACUCAACAGUCGUAUAAAAUAGAAAAUGUGUCUGAAUGGAAUAUUGUGAGAGAGACACCUGCUCUCAGCCCUGGUCGACCUUUUACAAGAUCUCCAAGUAAAGUCAAAGCACCAAACACGAAAAAGCUUAAGUCUUCUAUUUCACUAAAGGACGCACCGAAAAGGAAACAAGAAUUAUUGUUUGAAAAAGAAAUAAACUCCGACACUAACUCUUUUGAGUCAUUUUCUGAUAGCGAAAGACUUUAUACCAGUAUAAACAGUGAAUUUAUAAUGAAGAUAGAUGAUUUAUUCCAACAAACAACCAACAAUAUUCCAUCCUAUCUUUUCGAAGUGCAUGAUAUGGUCAAAGAAGUAAUUGAAAACGAUGAAGAUCAUAAAAAAGCGACAGAGAAAAAUCCAAAGAAAGCAUUAUCUAAGGAAUAUAAAGUCAAAACGAAAUUAAGUAAAGAAUUGUUUCCGCAAAUAGUUGAAGAUUCUUCAUCUAUCACUAGCGCGGAUAAAGCUAAAAAGGAGACUUUAGAUAGAAUUAAGCUUACUAUACUCCAGUUAUGUGAUAAUGGUGCGGAUCCUUGCUUAGUGAACUGUCCCCAGCCAUCCCUGGUAAUGGCGAUACUCGCUAGUUGUCCGGAAAUAAUUUCUGAGCUUGUAAGCCGAGGAGCUGAUAUAAAUAUGAACUAUUCCAAUUUUAGAAAUUACACCGCCUUAGACUUGGCAAUUUCACUUCCAUUUACAUUUGUGAAUUUAGAAAUGAUUCGUACCAUUAUGAAAGCCGGCGGAAAGGCAAACCAUUUACUGCAAAGUAUGGAGUAUCCAGAAUACGAUAAUAAUGGACCGACAUUGUUACACGUUGUUCUUUCAAAGACCACAGAAAGUGAUAUUGAGGAAGAGAUACGUGGUCAUAUUAUAGCGCUCCUUCUAGAGCAUGACUGUGAUCCAACCAUUCAGUUCAAAGGGAGGUCACCUAUGGACAUUGCCCUUUCAAAGAGUUUGGAUAUUUUUGAUAUAUUUGUAAAAUCCCCGAAGACCAACCUUAAUACUGUUAUUAAUAAUAGCAAUCAAAAUGUUCUAGUGAAGUUGUUUGUCGCAAAUUUUUGUAAUACUUUAUCAUUGACGGAUAGAUUACAGAUCUUAACGAAUUUAAUGCAACGAGGCGCGAAUCCAUUGCUGGAAUGUUACAAUGGCUCUGAAAAAUAUCAGAAUUUAUUUGUUUUUGCAAAUAAAAUAAUGGAAAAUUUUGAAUCGCAGCCGAAACAGCACGAUACAAAAACGAAGAAAGCUGAUAAACCCAAGAAAGAGGACAAGCUAGCUAGUAAAUCUUUAGGAAAAUUAACCUCUGACGAAGUUGAAGAUUACAAACAAGCACUACAGUUGGUUAAGGAAUACGCCAAAUAUUUACAUAUCACGUGGAUACAGAUAAAACUGGUUAAGGAAUUGUCAGACAUAGUCCAAAGAUAUAAACACCGACACUGGAGCAUGAUCAUUAAGGAACAUAAAAAUUGGAAACAAAUGAAAUUAUCGGUAACAACACGAAGAUGUUUGGAGAUAUGGAACCUUUUAAGAAGUAGUCAGAAAUUUGUAAAUGGGAAGAAUAUUUUAAAAAACCUUUUGUGCAUUGUUGAAUUUUAUAAUGUUACGCCAUUUGGAAAAUCGUUAACAAAAAUUACGGCGGAAUUAAAAGACAGCGUAGAAAAACAAGUUAAAGGAAUUCUACAUGAACAAGAACUUAGUAAAGUGAUGUCAGAUUCCACGUUGUCUUAUGUUGCAUUUGAGCUGAAGAAAGAUGCAGAUCAAUGUUUCAAGGUCUGUUUUGAAUGUGCAAUGCCAUUUCAAGUUGAAAGAAUCGAAUGUUCAUGUUGUAAACUUGUUUCAUUCUGUUGCGAAAAUUGUGUCAAAGUAAACGAAGAAUGCAUUAAUUAUCACCCUUGUAUUGCUAUUUUGAAGAAGUAA
Molecule: messenger RNA, 3156 nt
Organism: Bombyx mandarina (wild silkworm)
Lineage: Eukaryota; Metazoa; Arthropoda; Insecta; Lepidoptera; Bombycidae
Product: ankyrin repeat and MYND domain-containing protein 1
Molecular function (GO): protein binding
Source: RefSeq, a predicted model, not a curated record